CGUAGAAACGUCAAAGAACAUAGAACAGAAAUAGUAUUAUUAUAUGUGAUCACAAAACAAGACAGCGCCACCACAAAUCUCUGUCACGUUCUCUCCUUCCUUUUCAACCUUGUAUAUUAUUAUUUUCUUUUAUUUUCAUUUCUAACAUUUCUCUGUAAAAUCUCUUCUUAUAGAUUCCACACUGAAACAAAGAAAAAUUGUAAAAUGAAGAGCACUCACUCGCCUUUACCUGACGAGUCCAAGGAACCAAUCUCUCCGGGAUCUUCUCACCGGAAACAAAACAAGGAGGUCACAAAAACAUGUUUUCCGGAGAGCAUUACGAGUCGCCGGAAUAUAAAGGUCCAGCCGGAGACAACACCGGUGUUGUCUGGACGUGAGAGGCUGAAGAGACACAGAGAAGAAGUUGCUGGAAAAGUUCCAAUACCGGAGAGUUGGGGUAAAGAAGGAUUGCUUGUGGGGUGGAUGGAUUUCUCUACCUUCGACGCUUCUUUUACGUCUAGCCAGAUUGUCUCUGCUCGAGCUGCGUUAAUGGCUGACGCCGGAGAUGAUCCUGGCGCUAGAGAAAGUAGGGCUCAGCGGCUCAGGGUUGAGAGCUCUUGUUAAUUUCAAUUCUUAGAGAAAUAUGUAAGGAAAUAAUUCUUACCGUGAUGUUGAAUGUUGUUAGAUACAUGUCUUCAUAUUGAUUUUGGAAACUGAAAAUUAAUACAACUAUUCAAAGUUUCAAUUAGUAAAUUAAAUGAUUUAUUUGGGGAA
Molecule: messenger RNA, 753 nt
Organism: Brassica napus (rape)
Lineage: Eukaryota; Viridiplantae; Streptophyta; Magnoliopsida; Brassicales; Brassicaceae
Product: protein BIC2
Exons: 1
Coding region: 205-603 (132 amino acids)
Biological process (GO): blue light signaling pathway
Source: RefSeq, a predicted model, not a curated record